AUGAACACAUGGAAACAUUUUUAUUUUCAAUUAGCAUGUUAUGGCGUCAGUAACAUUAAACAACAGAUUGAUGACGUUGUUUGGGAGAUAGUUCAUCUCAAUUGUCUUAUACGCGACUUCUCCUUAUCAGAAAGAGACUUAGCUAGAAUAGCAAAGCGAGAGAAAGCUGAUUGUGCCAAAAGACUAUCACAGCUUGAAGUGCAGCUUCAUUAUACUUUCAAAAUUAAGAUUGUAUUGGAAGAAGUUGUCGACUAUGGAGAAUGGUCCUUCUACAUGGACCAUCUUAUAAAGGAAAUGGGCAAUGAGAUUAUUAAAGUUCAAUCUGGAGAUUUUACAAGACGCAGAGGAUGA
Molecule: messenger RNA, 351 nt
Organism: Auanema sp. JU1783
Lineage: Eukaryota; Metazoa; Nematoda; Chromadorea; Rhabditida; Rhabditidae
Source: the annotation of a GenBank genome assembly